Messenger RNA from Meleagris gallopavo (turkey), 6736 nucleotides. The record is from RefSeq and is a predicted model, not a curated record. Lineage: Eukaryota; Metazoa; Chordata; Aves; Galliformes; Phasianidae.
CCCCCACAGCUUGGAGAGAAGCUUCUCGGGAGCGCAGCCUGCCAGAGAAGCUCUUGGAGGCGGUGAGGAUCCUACGCUGGGCAACUAAACUUUCAUAAGAUCUGGCAUUGCUUGGAGACUGGUUGCUGAUGGUGUAACUGAGGCACCACUGUUUGUCACUGCCUUUUUCCUAAUUAUUUGAUUAUCUCCUUAGCAACUGAAGGUUAGAGCUAGGAUGUAUCUUAGUUUACGAAGUAGCAUGGCAAAAAAGAGGCAUUGUUGCUUUGCUGAGAGAAUUUCUCUCGUGCUCUUUUAAGAGGGAUAAAAGCUGCAGAGUGAUUCCUUCAUGCAGGCAGCAGUGCCAUAGAUGGAUUGCUGCUGAUUAGCCCGGCUCAGCUUCAGUGGUACAUCACCCAGUUGUUCAUCUGCAUUUGAGCUUUCUUUAAGCCAAACGCAUGCAAAAUAAAAUAAAAUAAAAUUGAUCUGCCUUCAGAGAAAUUCAGUCUUCAGUGAAAGAUGAGUGGGAGAAAAUAGUUUUAUGUAGGUGAAGUUAGUAGGACAAAUCCAUCUCUCCAACAUUACUGAGAUCUGGCCAGGUGCUGGCUACGGAGAACACUCAAUUUGCCAGACUGACCUCGGGGUCAGCUUGCUGCAAAGGUGAUGCAAGGCCAUUUUUCAUCAUGGUUGGGUCUUGCACCAAGCACAAUUUAAGACAGUUCCGGGAUUUAGUCCAGAAUAUCAAUACAUCACCCAGAUGUAGUUCACCAGCAGCCUCUGCUCUCAGAUCCAUCAUGUCACUAAACCUCAUGGAUUAUGAUGGCUGGAUAAUCCAGCUCUGCCCAGUCAGAAAUGCUGAGCACAGCUGCAGAGGCAGCUUUGAUGCAGGGAGUGCCUUCCCACCCUGGAGCGUUAAAAGCAGAGUGCAUUCUGGAUGCUGAGAGAGGUGACAGCUUCCCCACCACGGGCACACGCUUGGAGAGGAAGUUUGUAGAGAUCUUCUUUUGAUUAAUGCACAGCUAACAGCACGUACAAUCUGUGGCAAGGAAUACUGGGAGCCCGUUAAGAGCCAGCGACAAUGUCUUUAAACUGCUGGACACUUCAUACUCAACUUGGAGCCUGUAAGGUGAACUGCAGAGCACUAGCAUGCCUCUUGGUCUUUGCAGUGAGUGUCAGUGGCAGUGCCCCAGGGAUGUGUCCAACAGCCUGCAUCUGUGCCAGCGAUAUCGUAAGCUGCACCAAUAAGAAUCUCUCUCGGGUGCCAGGAAAUCUCUAUAGAAGUAUGAAAAGGCUGGAUCUGAGUUAUAACAGAAUUGGAUUCUUAGAGCCUGAAUGGGUCCCAGUGCUGUUUGAGAAGCUGAACACUUUAAUAAUCAAUCAUAACAGCAUUAGCAGCAUUAUCACUGGAAGCUUUUCCACAACCCCAAACCUGAAAUACUUAGACUUGUCGUCCAACAGCCUGAAGACACUGGGCAGCCCUGUAUUUCAGGAGCUGGGAGCCCUGGAGGUUCUUCUGCUUUACAACAAUCAGAUAAUGCAUAUAGAGUCUUCAGCCUUUGGAGGACUGUACAAAUUACAGAAACUGUAUUUAAGCUAUAACUUGCUCUUGCAUUUCCCAUUGGACCUGUUUGUUGGAAAGCACAAGCUGACAGAACUCAUAUUGCUGGACAUUUCCUUUAAUCACAUCCAGUCGAUACCUAUUCAGCGCCUGAGUUCAGUGCCAGCCAAACAUCUUAGCGGAGUUUAUCUUCACGGCAACCCAUUUUAUUGUGACUGCACACUGUACUCUAUGCUCAUCUUCUGGUAUCAGAGGCACUUCAGCUCUGUGGUGGACUUCAAAAGUGAGUACACCUGUUUAUUGCGAUCCGAUCCAAGAGGUUACAACAAACAGCCUUUAUUGCAUGACAACUUUCUGAACUGCUCUGAAAGCACCAUCAACAGCUCUUUUCAAGCCUUUGGAUUUAUUCAUGAUGCCCAGGUGGGUGACAGGCUGAUCGUUCACUGUGACAGCAGAAUCAGCGAUGCAGGCACACACUUCGUUUGGGUUAGUCCAGAGAAUAAAUUGCUGGAGCCAGACAUGGAGACCGACAAAUUUAGGGUGUUUCAUAAUGGGAGCCUGGAGAUAACAGACGCCCAGCUAGAGGACUCUGGGCUGUACUCCUGCACUGCAAUAAAUAAGAAAAGACUAUUAAAUGAAACCAUAGAGGUUAGAAUAAAUGUCAGCAAUUUCACAGUUAACAGGCCUCAUGCUCAUGAAGCAUUUAAUACAGCUUUUACCACCCUUGCUGCCUGCGUAGCCAGUAUUGUUUUAGUACUGCUUUAUCUCUACCUGACCCCCUGCCCAUGUCAAUGCAAGACAAAGAGGAGGAAGAAGAAGCUGAACCAAAGCAGUGCCCACACAUCCAUACUGAACUCCACACCACCCCAAGAGCUGCCUGCUGAUGAGAAGAAGGCCAGCACUGGCAAACGAGUGGUUUUCCUGGAACCCGUACAUGAACCAAAACACAGUCAGAAUGGGAAAGUAAAAUUGUUUCCUAAUGACAAUGUCAUUGCUGAGAGUAUCUUAAAAACUACUCGAACAAAAUCCGACUCUGAUUCUGUCAACUCUGUGUUCUCAGAUACACCUUUCAUGCCAUCAACUUAGUUUGCUGCCUGUAUUUGUAUUGUGCCGUUACAUUUCUGAAUACCUCCUUUGCUUGUAGCAACCAUCAGGAAAAAGAAAUAAAGAGAGAAAAUGUUUUAAAAAAAGCAUCUAUUGUCAGUUCUUGAGCUUCGACUCCUCUGUUUGUGAGUGCAAGUGACACCUUGCUUGAGAAAAGCCAACAGAAUGGCACUGAUGUGAGUAUUUUCAGUGCAAUCCUAGGCUUGCCUAUUAAUCUCUGGGACACACACAGCCAUCUCUCAUGCACAUUUAGUGCUGCUUCCAGUGCAUACAGCUCAGAGCAGAGGCUGACCCCACGCAAGGCUCACAGUUGUUCUGAGCAUCCUGCUCAUCUGCAGGGACCACAUGAGCUAACUUAGGUGGCUUUGGAGGAAAGUGUGCAGCUCUUUCCUAAAAGUUCCUAUUACAGGCCCACUUUAAAAUCAUGGAGGAAAUGUGUUUUCCAAGACUGAUCUGAACAAAAAGAUUAGACUUUCUCUCAGGAUGCCUAGCAGUACAGGGUAAAUGUUUAUGGCCGUCACCAUGUUUGCCAAUAACUAUGUGAAGCCCUUAAGGGGAGGGGAUGUUGUAUUCAUUUUACUUACAACUUAAUCAAGGAAUUACUCAUGAAAACUGCUUAUAUUGGUUUUUAAAUAUUGACAUGAAAAAACAUAAAAGUUAACUUGCUACAGUUGCAGUAGUAUUAGUAGAGGAAUAAAAGUUGUCAGUCAUUAGGACUCAAGCUAAUCAUCAGUAACUCAUUGAGCUGUGAUAACCUGAUUUCUUGUUAUCAGUUGUCCUACCCCACACUGCUCACAGUAUGCAUGGUGUCACAUAUGGUGAAAAAGCUUGCCACUGUCACCAGGGCUCCUGCUUCAUUGCAGGGGUGGGUCACUGUUGCUUAGAGAUAAUUUCGCAAUGUGAGGAUAAAAUCUCAUUUUAUCCUUUCAUUGAACAGCUUUCCAGCAAUUUCACAAAAUUUGCUUCCAUGAUUAUUUGUUUAUUUUACUGAAGGAGGAAAUGCACUCUUUUGAUAAAUUUCUUUAUAUUACAGAAUAAUUUUCUCACAGUGAAUUCAGAAAGUGCGGUUUUUCUCUAGACUUGGCCCUGUCUUAUGUGUACUGCUUCUCUCCUUGCCCGCAUGCAUCAUUGCCAAAAUUUAUGAACCCAAUAAGAUUAUCCCAGGUUGAUCAUGCAGCAUUGGUUAUGUGAAGUGUUAUGUUAUUGUAAAGAAUAUACUGUUAUAAUUGCAAUUUCCAUUUUUUGUUUAAAGUUUGCUUACCUUGGGACUGGGCUGGACUUUGCCUGUUUUUCUCGCAUUGAAUGCUGCCAACUUCAAAGGAGUUUUACAUAGAAUUACAGCUUGCUAAAGAAAAUUGGAGUGUAUCUGACUCAUUAUGAUUUUGGGAAAUGUACUGAAGUGGAAAAGGAUGAACAAAAUCAGUCAAAGGACUAUAUGACAUGGCAACUGUAAUUUAUUCUUUUGAGACUUACUGUAACAUUCACUUGCAUUUUUUGUGAUUUCUUUUGAGAGGCGUGUCAUCAUGCUCAAGCUUACAUUCAUCUAAGCCAAAGCUAUUAACAAUUGAUUUGUUAUGGAGAAGUCCUGUGUAGCUAAUUGUCUGAAAGCAAGCAAGCUGGAAAACAGAUUAGAUCAGGAAAUGUUAUUGCUGUGAUGUGCACAAAGUAUGUGGAAGUAGAGAAUUGCAGGAGAUUUUGAUUCAGCUAUUCAGGGAAAUGUAAGAUGGAAAUUCUUUUUCCAGGAGCAGAAUAAUGUGCAUUUAGAAGAGAAAGAUCACCAUGGUUUGGGUCUUUUACUUAUACAUCUAUCUAUGUAAAUUUAAAACAUCUUCUGCUAUUAAAUAGUCUUUUUUAUCUGUAUAUGGGCAUUAACACAAAAUCAGAAAGUUUACAUGUAAGGUCUGAUGGAAAAACAUUGAUUGUCUUCACUGAAAUAAGAGAUGUAGUUUGGUCAUCUGUUAAUGAGGGAUAGUCCUGACUGCUGCUGUGCUCUCCAAUUUGUGCAAAGAGGGGACCAUGGAAUUGGGCUGAAAGUAUGAGGAGACAGAGCAGGAAACCGAGAGGCAAAUAUUCCUAGGGAAAGCUGAGCAUAUCAGUUACAGCUCUGGGCAGAUGUUAUGAUCUGUUGUCAUACAUAACAUUAAUUGACCCGGAUUUCUGUGUUUACAAGAGCUCUGAUGGUCAAUUCCAAGUUGGCCUGGAAAAGCAAGCAGCCUGGUGCCUGUGUGGCUGCCUGCCAGCUCUGCUUCUCUCCUCUGCAGCUGGGCUGGGCAUAUAACCCCUCCCCCACUCACGAGAGUGACACUGCCUUGAACUAACUCAGCCUUUAAAAACUCCAGAUAAUCUUAAAAAUAAAAUAAAAUAAAAUAAAAUAAAAUAAAAUAAAAUAAAAUAAAAUAAAAAGGAGAGAUCUCAAGAGUAUUAGGCUUUGUGGGAUCAGAGCAAUGCGGCCAGAUAACUGGAGUAGCUGAGUACUGAUCUAGGCAGUGAGUAUUUGCUCUCAUUAUUAAUUGGCUGUAUUUCAGUGACUGCUUCAAAGUGCUCAGAGUUGCAAUUGUGAAUAUGAGCAAGGUGGUAAAACUGAAGCCUUUGGAGAAGCUGUCCUACCACCUUGCCAUCCCCAUUAGUCCUUGUCUUGGUUUUCAGGUUACAGCUUCUAGCAAACACCGAAGAGCUGAAAGAUAUUUUUAAUGCAGGGUGAGAUCACUUCUGCAAGGUGUUGAGUGCUCCUCCUGACCUCAGUAAGGCUAAGUAUCUGAUGGUGACCACCUCACAAAAUGUAAUUAAUGGCUGCCCCUCAACUGUAUGUAACAGUUACAAAUGGAGCUGUAAGUUGAGGGAGUCCCAGAGUGCCUUCCUGACACUAGCCCUUCAUCUGUUGUUGGUUAUGACAGCCAGUGUCAUGUCCUUUCAGCCCAGAUGUCCACCACUAGCUUAUUGGGUAAACUCUGCACUGUCUAUCAUCUCAUUAGUGCUUUUAAAAAAAAAAAAAAAUAGAUUUCUAGGGAUUGCUAAUGAUGGUGUCAAAAGACUAACUGGUUAUAGCUCAUUUUUCUGAACAAGCAAAAUCUUACGCCAAAUUGUAAUUAAAACAUAAAUUUUCAUUUAGGAUAGCACAGGUUUAUUCCUAUUAUAGUAAAUCAAACUUCUACAAUGUGCAUGUUCAAGAGCUACAGCUUAUAUCCUCAAAGGUUAAUAGCCAGUGGAGUCUAAAACAGAAAUGCUCACAGGAACAAAAGAAAUCUCAGACAGGUGCUCCUACAAGGAAGAAUCAAAAACCCACAAAGUUUUAUUUCGACUGCAGCAUGCAUAUUCCUAAUAACCUCUGCUAUCUUUGAAUUGAUGGGAAUAAACUUGAUCUUGUAGGAAGGCGAAGUGUGCCAUUAUGGCCUUCUCUAAAGUAAUUCAGAAGUGACGAUUCUCUUUGCCAAUCCUCUCAGCACACUUCUCUUUUUAGUGAGAUUGAGGGAUUAAAGGCUGACCUUUCACCAUUUGGCUAUGGCAGAUGCAGGGACCAUUUCCAACCUGGUCCUUAAUUGUUCUCUGUGUCAAGACUGUCUUCCUGAAGAUAGAUUCUAGACCUGCCACACAGUUGCUGGAGCAAUUUCAUUGAUAUAUCCAAACAGCUGUUUCCAAAUGGCUUCUAAAUGAUAAGAAUUGGCCAUAGUAGCUUUUAAGAAGACAGGAUAUGCUUUUCAUUUAUGGGUUCAGCAAUUAAGAUAUUACUUUUUUUUUAAUAAUGUUUGAAUUAUUAUAUAUGGAGUGGAAAAAAAAGGCUGCAUCAGAAUUGCAGAAUCAUGUAAUUGAGGGAGUUGGAAGGGACCUCAAGAGAUUAUUGAGUGCAACACCCCUGCUAAGGCAGAUACCCUACAAUAGUGCAUAUUCAAAUCAUUUUUGCAUGUUUCCACUAUUUUCAUAUUUUGCCAUUAGUCCGGUGGGGCUCAGAUACGGAUAAAAAUGGAAAUUUGAGAAUUAGGUGAUGAGAUUAAGAAAUCAUUUUGUUCAAAGUUCAAUUCAUAUUUUUAUAAGGGCUAAUAUUUGAGUUCUUACCUUCAGUGGGUGCAUGACAGAAAUCAUAAAAUUAAGUGCUUUAUAAGU